AUGGUCGAGAUGACUGAACCAAACCGAGGUAUGAUUGCACCUGCAUUUAUGCCUCAGAAUUUGCUGGGCAAAGACUUUGAAUUUAAAAAAAAUUAUAUGGCUCAAAACAACAACGAGUUAUCCGUAGAACUGAAUGAUUACCGGGUUUCCGAAGUCCGAUUAUUAAAAGAAAUGGAGAAGUUUGGUGAAAAUGCUUCUGAUAACCUAAUAAUUUGCGGAGAUAGUUUAAAUUCUCUAACUGAUUUAAGUAAAAUUCCGGAAUAUCAGCAAAAUCGUGAACAACCAAAAAAGUGUUUGGAGUGUAAGAAAUACAUAUGGAAUAACUCGACUAGUUAUAAUUUUAUGUGUUCUGAUUGUCAAGAUAUCAAAAUUACUGAAAUAAUUCAGUCGGCAGAAGAAGAAAUGUUAGUUGAUAAGGAACCAAUAAAUCGUCGAUUAGGCUAUAAGAUUUUUACUCUAAAAAAUGAAAAUGAGUAUUUAAAGCAAGAUCUAAACAAAAGAAAAAACAAGUUUUCUACUUUACUGCAUAAAGAAAUUAGGAGAAAAUAUUUUGAGUGUUGUUCUAUUUUAAAUUAUUUAGAAAAAAGUAUGGUUGCGAUUAGUAAUCAUCAACAAAGGAAUGGCGUGUCUCUAGUCUUCUUAAAUCAAAUGGAGACUUAUUCUCCCCAAACCAAUCCACCAACUAGUGCUUUUUGCCAAGAAUGCAGACAUUACCUAGAGGAAAAAUAUGAUUUGAUAUUGUAUUAUCAUCUUACUGAUAACAGAAGUAAAGAGUGA
Molecule: messenger RNA, 777 nt
Organism: Funneliformis geosporum
Lineage: Eukaryota; Fungi; Glomeromycota; Glomeromycetes; Glomerales; Glomeraceae
Source: the annotation of a GenBank genome assembly